AUAUUUUCUGUUUCCUUCUCGGCUUCCCUCUCUCUCUCUCUCUCUCUCUCUCUCUUUAUUUUUCUACUCAACCUGGGAAUCUGUUGCAGCAAACCUAAGCUUUGGGAAAUAUCUGAGUCUCCUCUGGUGCAUGUAGAAAAUUGAAGAACUGCCGCAAGUAAAAGCUCAUUCUGUUUUGCACGGUGAAUAAGUCCAGUUAUGGAUCCAUACAGCCUGAAAUCUGUCUCCGACCUACCACCACCUUUCAGGCCGACUUUUAACUUCAGAUAUUUCAACUCUUUGCAGAGUGAGUGUUUUCCUCUGUGUUAUCUCUCAGAUACAAAUGCUACUAUAUCCGCACCAACUGGGAGUGGUAAAACUGUACUGUUUGAGCUGUGCAUCUUGAGAGUUCUCUCCAGGUUUCUAACAGAAGAAGGAAAAUUCAACCAAAUGAAAGGAACUUUUAAAACCGUCUAUGUAGCUCCAUCUAAAGCCUUAGUACAAGAGAAGCUCCGAGAUUGGAACCAGAAAUUUGGUUCUCUGGGAAUCAGUUGCUUGGAGCUGACAGGAGACAAUGAAUCAUAUAAUGUUCGACAUCUACAAGAAGCUGACAUUAUAUUAACCACGCCAGAGAAAUUUGAUGCUGUUACCCGGCAACGUAUAUGGGAUGGUGGACUCGGGUUCUUUGGGGAUAUUUCUCUUCUACUUAUUGAUGAAGUUCACCUUCUAAGUGAUACACGGGGAGCAGUUCUGGAAGCUAUAGUUAGCAGGAUAAAGAUGCUUGCUCGCAACCCCAAAAUGAGUUCAAGCCCCCUCGCUCAUGUACGUAUGGUUGCAGUUUCUGCUACAAUUCCAAACAUUGAAGACCUUGCUGAAUGGCUGAUGGUUCCUGCAGAAGGAGUGAGAAGGUUUGGAGAAGAAAUGAGGCCUGUAAAGCUGACAACCAAGGUCUUUGGUUAUGCUCCUGCGAAGAAUGACUUUUUAUUUGAGCAGCGCCUUCAGAACUUCAUUUUUGAUAUUCUCAUGCAAUAUUCUAGAGGCAGAUCUGCACUUGUUUUCUGUUCUACUAGAAAAGGAGCACAAGGAGCUGCACAACGUAUCUGUCAGUCUGCAAUUGCCCUUGGUUAUUCGAACCCCUUCAUUAAGUCCCACGAACAGCGGGAGAGGUUGAAGUCUGCUGCACUGUCAUUUAGCGACAAGAACAUGCAAACAUGUAUUCCCUAUGGUGUUGGUUAUCACAACGGUGGACUUUGCCAGAAAGAUCGCAGUCUGGUUGAGGGUCUUUUUCUCAAUGGUGAUCUUCAAAUCCUGUGCACGACAAACACCCUUGCACAUGGAAUCAACCUACCGGCUCAUACAGUUGUGAUCAAAUCAACUCAGUACUUCAACAAGGAAAAGGGUCUGUAUACGGAAUACGACCGGUCCACUGUACUUCAGAUGUGCGGAAGAGCUGGACGGCCACCAUUUGAUGAUACUGGCAUGGUUAUCAUCAUGACAAGGAGGGAAACGGUGCACUUAUAUGAAAAUCUUUUAAAUGGCUGUGAGAUGGUGGAAUCCCAAUUGCUUUCUUGCAUGACGGAGCAUCUAAAUGCAGAAAUAGUGCAGCUAACCGUGUCUGACAUAAGCUUGGCAAUAGAGUGGCUGAAGUGCUCAUAUUUAUAUGUGCGGUUAAAGAAGAACCCCGACCAUUAUGGAGUUAAAAAAGGGAUUCAUUUUGAACAAUUAGAAAAGCAUAUGAAAGAUUUGUGUGUACAGCAGGUCAACGAGUUAUCAAAAUAUGGUCUGGUAUGGACGGAUGAAUAUGGAUUCCUUCUGAAACCGUUAGAGCCUGGAAAAUUGAUGGCAAAAUAUUAUUUGAAGUUUGGUACCAUGAAACAAGUUCUGCUGACUUCUGGAAAAUGCAGUUUGGAAGAAUUACUUCAUGUGAUUUGCCGUUCAGAAGAGACUAGCUGGAUACAGCUGCGACGUAAUGAGAAGAAACUGUUAAAUGAUAUAAACUCCGAUAAAGAUGGUCGCCUCAGAUAUCAUAUCCUUAGUGCAAACGCAAAAAGGAAGAAACGCGUUCAAUCAAGGGAGGAGAAGAUAUUUGUUUUGAUAAAUGACUGCCUGACUGGUGAUCCAAUGAUUCAUGACUUGUCCCUGAAUCAGGAUGUCAAUGCAAUUUGCUCAAGUGGAACCAGAGUGGCCAAGUGCAUGAAAGAGUGCUUCAUUUUCAGGAAAGAAUACAAAGGAGCUUUGCAUGCCAGUAUUCUUGCAAAAUGCCUACACCAUAGACUGUGGGAUGACAGUCAGUACUUGCUGAAACAACUGGUUGGCAUUGGCCUGGUUACUGCCAAGGCACUGCAUUCAGUGGGUGUCCAUUCUUUUGACACAUUGGAAAGUGCAGACCCGAGGAGAAUAGAAAUAAUUACUGGCAGAAAGUACCCUUUCGGGAACCAGAUCAAGGAAUCCCUGCUAUCAAUUCCCCCGAAGGUUGAUGUGAAAAUGGAGGAAGUUGAAACAAGAAGGCAAGGAGAUGCCAAAUUGCACAUCACAUUGACAAGGAUAUCAUCAUUCAGCCCCUCACCAGCAAGGCCUUGUGGAGACCUGGUUGUAGGUUCAGAAGAAGAUAAUCAGAUCGUUUACCAUGAAAAAAUAAGAUUAAAUGAAUAUUCGAGUCCAUAUACAGUAACCAUCUUCAUCACUUCACCCCAGAAUAAUAAACUGACUGUGAGUGCUCAUCUUAUCUCCGAAGAAUACGUUGGUCGUGAUAUCCAUGAGAAACUUGUGCUAGCAAGAAGCAAAGGAUCAAGUUUGAACCAGGAGAAAGCCAAGAGGGAUCUACCUUCGGCUUAUUCAUUACCUGAAGAGAUUUAUGUGGUGGAAGAUGACGCCGAAAGGAAUUGUCAGCCCCCAGCAGAAGGAACAGAUGUGACGGAUCAACUAAAUAAUGCCUUCUCUUCCAUACCAAGCUUCGAGCUCUUACAGGCUGAUGAAGAAGUCGAAAGUGUCCUGACUGACACAAACGAAGAUGCUGCCGUUGUCGAAAUCAACAAGCCUGUAGGUGAAAGCCUUAACAAUGACAGAAUUUUCGAACAUAUCCGUAAAAAGGCCAAAACUUUCCUGCCCUUUGAAACAUUCAUGACCAUGAACAGAGAACGACAUCCAGAGCAGCAAUUUGGAGCUUGCUACAUGAAUCAGAUCAUUGGGAUACCAAAUGCAGGCGAAAACGAUAGAGAAACCAUCAUUCUAUUGGAUUCCGACUCCAGCUCGGCUGAAGAUUUGAGUUGUGUUCUUUCUGACGACAUUAAUAACACGGUUGAAAGCAUUUACAAUUGGAGAGACGUUUCCUCAUUCAAUCAGCAAAGCAACUCUGACGAUGCGGGUAGAGGACGAGCCAUAAGUCCUCAAAGGGCUCAUGGUUGUCUUGGUCAGCCGGUCAAGGAGAACAAAGAGUUGAUCGAGUUCUCCAGCAAGAGCAGCCGUCAAGUGCCGGAGAGAGCAUUUCCGGCGGAGGAAAACUCAGAGAAUUGCGUGGAGCAGGAGAAGCUUGAAGGUUCAACCAGAGAUGUCGAGAUUCUGGAAGUGAAGGAUGUUACCGAGGCGCGAGUCGAGCAGCCGUGCUCCGGCUCUGCUGGCUCGGCUUUUGAUGUGAGUUUCCUUGGUUGUCGGAGCAUCUUCUCAUUUCUUUGAGAGUCAGCUUCUUGGGGCGCCGCACCGUCCAGCCGAGUAGGACCUCUUUCCGAUGGUAAGUCUCUUUCUUCUUUCUUAACAACGUUAAGUACACUUGUGGUAAAAGAUGUGGUUGAAGUUGAACCGUUUCCGACUCUUUUGAGAGAGAAAAGAUGUCAACGGUCGGUGAACGUGGGAAUGAAGUAGUGCUUGACUUUGUCCAACAAUGCUAAACAAGAGGGACACAAGCAACCGUAUAUGAGUCGUUUGUGACUUUGUGUUUGAAAAAUUUCCAAGAUGAUUGCAUCGGAAAAAUUUUCAAGCUGGUUUAUUUCUGUUCCCACCAUGCGGUUGGAACAGUACGGUGGACUCUUCUACCAUUCACGGAACUCCGCUUUACCGAUGCGGUUGGUAUGCAUGAGCAAUUCAUAAGUGGCUGGGCCACAAUGGAUUUGCUUACUUUACAGAUCUCUCUGCUGGCGAAGCCGCUUUUCUGGUUCGAGUGGAAAAUGCUCAUAUUGGCAUUCUGUCUAUCUUUUGGCCCCACUGCGUAGAAAGUAUAAAGGGGUCAGACUUUGUUCAUUGAUCAAAUUGAAUACACAAAAAGUCAUAUUAACA
Molecule: messenger RNA, 4248 nt
Organism: Nymphaea colorata (pocket water lily)
Lineage: Eukaryota; Viridiplantae; Streptophyta; Magnoliopsida; Nymphaeales; Nymphaeaceae
Product: DExH-box ATP-dependent RNA helicase DExH17
Exons: 28
Coding region: 199-3651 (1150 amino acids)
Molecular function (GO): nucleic acid binding; ATP binding
Source: RefSeq, a predicted model, not a curated record